ACAGCCGAGAAAAAGGGAAGAAAGAAAUAAGGCAAGCAAUGCUAUCUUCUGACAAUACCUCAUUCUGUUUGAGAGCGCAGCAGGAUGAAUUUAAUCUUCACAAGAUUCUUGGCAUACUUUUACUUCGGAUUCCAAGUCAUUCUACAGUUCUUCAUCGACCCUUGUCACCUCCAUCCUCAGCCGUGCCACAUUCUGGCGCAGAUAGGACACACCGUGCGCCUUGGCGCCCUUCUGCCCACACGACAACCGUCCAGGGUGCAGGCUGCCCUGAACCGCGCCCUCGCUGGUCUCGCUCAGACUGGGGACAACUUUCUACCUUACAAUCUAAGCCUGGAAGUGGUUCCCCGAGAGCCCGCCAACGGAGACCCGGAGUCCCUUUUCAGGUGUGUUUGUCAGGCUAUCGUUGUUCAGGGGGUCUCAGCUGUGCUCGCCUUCCCCCAGACCCAGGAAGAGAUCGUACAAGUGGAAUUUAUGGCUUCUUUUUUGGAAAUCCCUUUUAUAAGCAUCAUUGAACACGGAGAACCUCUGAAAACACAGAAUCGCUUCCACCUUCAGAUGUCCACACGGAUCCCCUCGUCGGGCUUGUCCGAGCUGCUGCUGACGGUGCUGGAGCGGAGCGGCUGGCAGGAGGGCAUGGCCGUGCUAUGCCAGGGCUGGGAAGAGGCCGGCCUGCUGGACCUGCUGGACCUCCAGAGCCGCAUGGGUUGGGGCGCCACACGCUGGCACCUCCGUGCCCUCCUCAACCUCACGCGGGCCGGCCCCGCGGAGUCCCAAAUAUACAACUUCCUGUCCGAGAACUUCCGGGGCCAGGGGCCGAGUCAGGUCCCGCCUCCGGCCGCCGUGCUGCUGUUCGGGGCGGACCCGGAGUGCGUGGCGGCCGUGCUGCAGAGCGCCCAGGUCCUGGGGCUCACGCUGCCCACAAUGCACUGGGUGAUGGGCUACCCGCUGAGUCCUGACGCCCUCCAGUCCAUCGGCCUGCCCCUGGGGCUGCUGGCCUAUGGCGAGGUGGAGCGCAAGCCGCUGGACUUCUACAUCCAGGACGCGCUGCAGUUGGUCGGGCGGGCGGUAGCGGCGGCAACGAUUGUGCGUCCAGACCUGGCACUCAUCCAGAACAUGGUGAACUGCUACGACAAGCCCAACAAGCACGAGGUUCCCUCAUCUGGACAGUAUCUCGCCAGAUUCCUGUGGAACACGUCGUUCUCAGGGCUGACGGGCCCGGUGUCGGUGCAGAGGAACCUGUCCCGGGUCCUCACCUCUCAGCGCUUCCACAUCUGGAGCCUCCGCAGGGACGCGGUGGGCCAGCCCACCUGGGUGACGGUGGGUACCUGGGAGGGCGGCCGCCUGGAGGUGGAGGACCAGGGCCUGUGGCAGUUACCCAACAAAAGGGGUCACGGCCGGGGUGAGGGCCGCGGCGGAGGCCAGUGGCGGGCCGGCAUGCCGGUGGCAGGCAGCCGGGUGCGAGUGGUCACCCUGGUGGAGCACCCCUUCGUGUUCACGCGAGAGGUGGACGAGGAUGGGAACUGCCCGGCUGGACAGUACUGUCUGGAUGCGGGGACCAACAGCUCAGAAAUGCUGGAGCGCUACUUCAGCGAACGCGCCGCCGGGAAUUCAACCUUCCUGCCCAUGGACUAUGGCAAGUGUUGCUACGGUUACUGCAUCGACCUGCUGGAGAAACUGGCCGAGGACCUGCGCUUCGAGUUCGACCUGUACAUCGUGGGCGAUGGGAAGUACGGCGCGUCGAAGAGCGGCCGCUGGACGGGGCUGGUGGGCGACCUGCUCAACGGCGUGGCCGACAUGGCCGUCACCUCGUUCAGCAUCAACUCGGUGCGCAGCCGCGUCAUCGACUUCACCUCGCCCUUCUUCUCCACCUCGCUCGGCAUCCUGGUGCGCAGCAAGGACACGGCCGCCCCCAUCGGCGCCUUCAUGUGGCCCCUGCACUGGUCCAUGUGGGUGGGCAUCUUCGUGGCGCUGCACAUCACCGCUCUGUUCCUCACGCUGUACGAGUGGAAGAGCCCGUUUGGCAUGACGCCGCACGGACGCAACCGCCUGCGUGUCUUCUCCUACUCGUCCGCGCUCAACCUGUGCUACGCCAUCCUGUUCGGCCGCACGGUCUCCAGCAAGACGCCCAAGUGCUGGACGGGUCGGUUCCUGAUGAACCUGUGGGCCAUCUUCUGCCUGCUGGUGCUGUCCAGCUACACGGCCAACCUGGCUGCCGUAAUGGUGGGCGAGAAGACCUUUGAGGAGCUCUCUGGGAUCCACGACGCCAAGCUCCACCACCCGUCCCACGGUUUCAGGUUCGGAACGGUGAGGGAGAGCAGUGCCGAGGAGUACAUGAAGAAGAGCUUCCCGGAGAUGCAUGAGUACAUGAGGCGCUACAAUGAGCCCACCACCCCCGAUGGAGUGUCCACCCUCAAGGUAGAUCCCCCUCAGCUUGAUGCCUUCAUCAUGGACAAGGCUCUGCUGGACUACGAGGUUUCCAUCGAUGCGGACUGCAAGCUGCUCACUGUGGGAAAGCCCUUUGCCAUCGAAGGUUACGGAAUUGGCCUGCCACAGAACUCCCCUCUGACCAGCAACGUGUCCGAGUUCAUCAGCCGCUACAAGUCAGACGGCUUCAUGGACAUGCUGCACGACAAAUGGUACAAGGUGGUGCCGUGCGGCAAGAGGGUGUUCGCUGUCACUGAGACUCUGCAGAUGGGCAUCCGUCACUUCUCAGGGCUGUUUGUGCUGCUGUGCGUGGGCGUGGCCACAUCCCUGCUCACCUUGGCUGGAGAGCAUGCCUUCUACCACAUGGUGCUCCCGCGCAUACGCCGGCGGCAGAAGUUCAAGUACUGGCUUCACACCAGCCAGAAAAUCCACCGAGCCCUGAACCAGACAUAUGAGGAUGUGAAGAAGAAGCAGAGCGCCAACACAGAGAAAAGCUGCAACAUCCAGAAGGACCAGCCGCCCCUUGACCCCCCUCCCCCUGGGGCCUCGGCCAAGUGGAACAAUGAGAACAGCAGGGACGCCGCCGCCGCCGCCGCCAAGGACAACAAGCGAGUCCACUUCAACCUGGAGACCCUCAACAGCCGCCGGCUCUUGGCCCGGGCCGUGGCCGAGUCCGAAGGGGGAAGAGGGGCGGCUGGAGGCGAGGCCACCCCUGGAGCAAACCAGGGCAGGCGUGUGUGCGCAAACGGCGGCUUCGGGACUUCAUUUGCCAACCUGGUGCUCUCCCUCCCCUCUUCCUCCUCGCCCGCCCCCUCUUCCUCCUCGCCCUCAGGCGUCUCUUCCAGGCCGGAGGAGCUGCUGGAGCUGCAGGACAGAAUCAACCUGAUCCGGGAUCAGCUGAGAUCCGCCCUGGCCAGGAGGGCAGAACUGCAGACUUCUCUGGCCAAAGACAAGGCCGCAUGCUCCGCCUCCAGCGCGACGGGACCGGCCCCGGUGGUCGUGGCAGCUGCAGCCCUCCCCACGUCCGCCAAGACUGCCUCGUCCCUCCCCUCCACCCGCUGCGCCACCACCAUGACAGACCCUGUACUCAAGGCCUUGCCCACAGUCCGCAUCGCCGCUGCCAAACACACCAAUGACAAGAGGUGAUGCACCCUGGAGUUUAGGCAGACCAGUCAGCAGCGAGCUAAGGGUUUAAAGGGGAGGGGUUUAUUGAAAGGUUUGGGUCGGACGUAUUCCCUUGCUGUCAGCCCAAAUGCCGUAGCAUGGCAGCUCUUUCCCGGGACACCGACCUUUUGCUGCUGGGUGAGAUGGAAGAGCUUCCAGGGCACUGGGAAUUCCUUCUGAUCCGCAGACAGCUGGUGAAGUGUGUGCGCGUGGGCUACCUCAGACCUAGUAUAUGUAUCGUGUCAACAAGUGGGCUGGAGGUACCAGCACGCUCCCAUGACAGAGACUCACCGGCUCAACACUCGUUCUGGGAACUGAACCACUGAAUUUCCAGUGCUCUCUCCUCCUCUCUGCCACAAAACCCAAAAUGGCUGCCACCCAUUCCCACAUUUUGUUUUCGGUCACUAUUGGUUUCAGUGUUGGCAACCUGAGACGAUGAUCUGUGCUUUGUUUAAGUUCAGACAGACAGACAGUGCAGAGGAUGUAUUCAAACCAGGACUCAUGCUUUUAUGAUUUUUCUCUUUGGUUGAUUUUGAGAUCCAAGUCGAUAUUGUUCCCCAGGCUUGAUUGACAUGUUUUUCAAGAAUAAAGUCUAAUGGAAGUGUAGGUUGUGAUAAAGAUAAAAGUUUGAGUCCUUGUCAAGUGUUUCUUGAG
Esox lucius (northern pike) is the source of this 4242-nucleotide messenger RNA. RefSeq names its product glutamate receptor, ionotropic, N-methyl-D-aspartate 3Bb (gene grin3bb). Gene Ontology annotation, biological process: synaptic transmission, glutamatergic; modulation of chemical synaptic transmission; ionotropic glutamate receptor signaling pathway. Gene Ontology annotation, molecular function: transmitter-gated monoatomic ion channel activity involved in regulation of postsynaptic membrane potential; NMDA glutamate receptor activity. The transcript is spliced from 9 exons. Bases 85 to 3570 code for a protein of 1161 amino acids. The record is from RefSeq and is a predicted model, not a curated record. Gene Ontology annotation, cellular component: plasma membrane; postsynaptic membrane. NCBI's taxonomy places the organism in Eukaryota, Metazoa, Chordata, Actinopteri, Esociformes, Esocidae.